GGCGCCAAUGAGAUGGUGAAAAAGUGCACUGAUCACCAUCAACACCCGAAAAAGAAAAAGAAAUGCUGGAAUGGAAGGAAGGAGGGAAAGAGAGGACUGGCAGACUGAACCGACUACCCGGCUCAAACAGGGGGGAACGUACACCUGUACUCGGUGUCGAGCGGGUGGUGGUGGUGGGGACGUCAGGUAAUUGUGAACCUCCACAUAUUUCGAGAAACCCACCAGGAGCACCCAGGCAUGAACCCACCAAGUCCUCCAGACCUUCACCCAUCUCUUCGGGGAAUACUCGAGUGCUCGUCUGGGUCUGGAGGCCCUACAAUUUCCACUUCUGAUCCCCGUUGACUCCGCUUUCGACCGGAUGGUGUCUGGCAGAUUUCAUGUGGUUCGGUUUACGUAUAUAAUACGGGGGAGGGAGAGUUACUGGAAGGAAGCAGGAAGGCGAAGGUGUGCUAUUCACAAGAGCCGGACACAGCCAUUUCCCACCAUUGCAGGUUGAUAAUAUUAUCGAUAACGCGGGAUCUCUCAACAUGAUACAAUCAAUUGCCCCGUUGCCCUCGCUCGCUCCUAUUCCUCGCCCUUAGAGUUCCGGGUAUCAUGGUCAUGGCCCUGCGACGUCCUGUUGACGCGCCAAUCUUGCUGGAGUUCCUUUUCGCUACCGGUAGCGAAAGGCGGGGGGAGGAGGAGUAUGAUAAAUGGUCUAUACCAUCUAGUUAUCUGAAUGGUCACUGAAUCCCCCAACUCAGAUCUUCCCACCACCCAUCUUAUCAGCCGUAGACUUCCUCCAGGCAUCAAUUCCUCCUCUUCCUCUCUAGAUAUUUACUUCCCUCGCAAAAACCUCCGGAAAUAAAUCGCUUUUUAACUCUG
Molecule: messenger RNA, 864 nt
Organism: Tuber melanosporum (Perigord truffle)
Lineage: Eukaryota; Fungi; Ascomycota; Pezizomycetes; Pezizales; Tuberaceae
Exons: 3
Coding region: 63-332 (89 amino acids)
Source: RefSeq, a predicted model, not a curated record